AAUUUCUCCUUGGGCUCCUACCUCUCCUCCGCCCUCACGUCAGUCGGGAAACCCAUGGACUACAAGUACCGGAGGGCCUCGUGUACUUAGCCCCGACUGCACGUGCGCGCGCAGCUGCCCGCCGGAAGGACGGAGACUGGCAGUGUUUAUCUCGUUGGCGACCGAAGUGUCGGUUGGCACGCAACGGGUUCUAGGCUGUAGGCAGCGCGAAGACUCGCGGCCCCGCCCCGGCCCGGCCUGGCAGGUAGCAGAGGCAGCAGGCCGUGCCGGGGGGGCAUGUUGCUGUAACCAGUGGCCCAGGGGAUGUUACGGUGGACAGUGCACCUGGAGGGCGGGCCCCGCAGGGUGAACCAUGCUGCAGUGGCUGUUGGGCACCGGGUAUACUCCUUCGGGGGUUACUGCUCUGGUGAAGACUAUGAGACACUGCGCCAGAUAGAUGUGCACAUUUUCAAUGCAGUGUCCUUGCGUUGGACAAAGCUGCCCCCAGUGAGGCCUGCCAUUCGUGGGCAGACUCCUUUGGUACCCUACAUGCGGUAUGGACACUCAACCGUCCUCAUCGACGACACAGUCUUCCUUUGGGGCGGGCGGAAUGACACCGAAGGGGCCUGCAAUGUGCUCUAUGCCUUUGACGUCAAUACUCACAAGUGGUCCACACCCCGAGUGUCAGGAACAGUUCCUGGGGCCCGGGAUGGACAUUCCGCUUGUGUCCUGGGCAAGAUCAUGUACAUUUUUGGGGGCUAUGAGCAACUGGCAGACUGCUUUUCCAAUGACAUUCACAAGCUGGAUACCAGCACCAUGACAUGGACCCUUAUCUGUACGAAGGGCAAUCCGGCACGCUGGAGGGACUUCCACUCAGCCACAAUGCUGGGCAGUUACAUGUAUGUCUUUGGGGGCCGUGCUGACCGCUUUGGGCCAUUCCAUUCUAACAAUGAGAUUUACUGCAACCGCAUUCGCGUCUUUGACACCAGAACUGAGGCCUGGCUGGACUGUCCUCCCACUCCAGUGCUGCCCGAGGGGCGCCGAAGCCACUCAGCCUUUGGUUACAACGGGGAACUGUACAUCUUUGGUGGCUAUAAUGCGAGGCUGAACCGGCACUUCCAUGACCUCUGGAAGUUUAACCCUGUGUCCUUUACCUGGAAAAAGAUUGAACCGAAGGGGAAGGGGCCAUGUCCCCGCCGGCGCCAGUGCUGCUGUAUUGUUGGUGACAAGAUUGUCCUCUUUGGGGGUACCAGUCCAUCUCCCGAGGAAGGCCUGGGAGAUGAAUUUGACCUCAUAGAUCAUUCUGACUUACACAUUUUGGACUUUAGCCCUAGUCUGAAGACUCUGUGCAAACUGGCCGUGAUUCAGUAUAACCUGGACCAGUCCUGUUUGCCCCAUGAUAUCAGGUGGGAGCUGAAUGCCAUGACCACCAACAGCAAUAUCAGUCGCCCCAUCGUCUCCUCCCAUGGGUAGGAGCAAAUUUCUGCUACUUCCCCUCCUGAGCCUGCUGUUGUCUUCACUGUCCCUGCCCAUCUCUCACCUGCCUGCCCCUUUGGACCCUGAACUCCGUAUACCUCCACGUGGAGUUGUUGGACUAGAGGUGUUUUCUGUGCUGUGAAUUCAGUGGGGAGCUGUAGGGAGGGAGGGUGAGGUUCCUCCCCCCCUUGGGCCGAGGGCCCCUUCCCCUUGGUGCUCUGUCCCGAUCCACCUCCUUCCGACUGCUCCUGGGCCUCUGUUCUGCCCCAGGCCAGCCAGGCUCUGCUGGGAAGGGAAGCGAAUGGGGAGAAGGGAGAAGCAAGCAGUGUCUGAGCCUCAGGAGCUUCCCCCUACUCCUAAGCCCACCCCUCCCCCUGCUUGAGCCAUGAGCCUUGGCUGGGAGCUGAGAGGAGUUGCAGCUGUUGGCGUGAAACCUCCUUCUCCCCGAGUGGGGAGGCGGGGACCAGCAGGUAAUCCCGCCCUUCCCUGAGCUGUUGCUGUACCCUGAAGCUCAGCCAGCUCAGAUUUUAUAAAAAUGAAUUAAAACGUCCAAA
Molecule: messenger RNA, 2009 nt
Organism: Galeopterus variegatus (Sunda flying lemur)
Lineage: Eukaryota; Metazoa; Chordata; Mammalia; Dermoptera; Cynocephalidae
Gene: KLHDC3
Product: kelch domain containing 3
Exons: 11
Coding region: 304-1452 (382 amino acids)
Cellular component (GO): cytoplasm
Molecular function (GO): chromatin binding; protein binding
Source: RefSeq, a predicted model, not a curated record